UGCGGGCUGGAUGGCGGUGGGUCGGGCGGGUGCCAUCCGCCGCCAUCCGCCCUUAGGGGAGCCGUGUCGGGCUUGUAGGCCUGGGCUGGAGCCUGGAGGAUGGCGGGUGAGAAGAACACGGGUGAGAAGAAGGCCGGAGAAAAGAAGCCGGCCCAGAAGAAGGUAGGAGAGAAGAAACCAGCUGAUAAAAAGCCAGUUGAGAAGAAGGCAGGCGCCAGCCAGAGGAGAACUAAUGUGAAGACAAGGAAGCCUAAGAAAUACCACACCAGCCGUAACCCUGUCCUGGCUCGGGGUAUUGGGAAGUACUCCCGGUCUGCCAUGUAUGCCAGGAAAGCAAUGUACAAACGCAAAUACACCGCUCCAGAAACAAAGAUAGAAAAGAAGAAGAAAGAAAAGCCACGCGCGACCAUCGUCAAACCAGUUGGUGGGGACAAGAAUGGAGGCACCCGUGUGGUUAAAGUCCGCAAGAUGCCUCGCUACUAUCCAACUGAGGAUGUUCCACGCAAGCUUUUGAGUCAUGGCAAAAAGCCAUUUUCCCAGCACAAGAGGAGGCUGCGGGCUUCUAUUACCCCAGGAACUGUUCUGAUCCUCCUGACUGGUCGUCACCGCGGCAAGCGUGUUGUCUUUCUGAAGCAGCUUGGUACUGGCCUGUUGCUUGUUACAGGACCUCUGGCUGUCAACCGUGUCCCUCUGCGUAGGGCCCACCAGAAAUUCGUUAUUGCUACAUCUACAAAGGUCGAUAUCUCUGGAGUGAAAAUUCCCAAGCAUCUCACUGAUGCGUACUUCAAGAAGAAGAAGCUGCGUAAGCCCAAGCACCAGGAAGGCGAGAUCUUUGACACUGAAAAAGAGAAAUACGAGAUAACGGAGCAACGUAAGACAGACCAGAAGGCAGUGGAUACCCAGAUCCUUGCACGAAUCAAGAAGGUGCCUCAGCUCCGUGGGUACCUGCGCUCCACAUUCUGUCUCUCAAAUGGAGUCUAUCCUCACAAAUUGGUGUUCUAAAUGUUCUGAAAGCACCACAUUAAAUUUGAGGGGAAAAAAAGCGA
Coturnix japonica (Japanese quail) is the source of this 1046-nucleotide messenger RNA. It is a transcript of the gene RPL6, whose product is annotated as ribosomal protein L6. Gene Ontology annotation, biological process: ribosomal large subunit assembly; cytoplasmic translation. Gene Ontology annotation, molecular function: RNA binding; structural constituent of ribosome. The record is from RefSeq and is a predicted model, not a curated record. Lineage: Eukaryota; Metazoa; Chordata; Aves; Galliformes; Phasianidae. Gene Ontology annotation, cellular component: ribosome; cytosolic large ribosomal subunit.